This is a messenger RNA of Labrus mixtus (cuckoo wrasse), 6764 nucleotides long. Its product is annotated as Golgi apparatus protein 1-like. Gene Ontology annotation, cellular component: Golgi membrane. Bases 19 to 3477 code for a protein of 1152 amino acids. Gene Ontology annotation, molecular function: fibroblast growth factor binding. NCBI's taxonomy places the organism in Eukaryota, Metazoa, Chordata, Actinopteri, Labriformes, Labridae. The transcript has 27 exons. The record is from RefSeq and is a predicted model, not a curated record.
CUUGACAGUAGUGUGAAGAUGGCGGCGUACAGUCGCUCUCAGCUGCUGUUGCUGCUGUUGUCGUCCGUGUGUCUCUGCAGCUUCAGCUCCGUCUUCGGCUUGAAAGCAGCCAGCGGCCCGGCCGAGCCGCCCAACCCGCCCGUCCUCAGAGCCGUCGAUCCCCCGCUGAAGGAUGCACCUGCCGCCGCCGCUGCCGCCGCUGCUGCCGCUGGGGCCUCUCAGCCUCGAAGGGCGACCGGUUGGAAGCUGUCGGAGGAGGAGGCCUGCCGGGAGGACCUGACCCGCCUCUGCCCCAAACACACCUGGACCAACAACCUGGCCGUGCUGGAGUGCCUGCAGGACCGCAGAGAGGAGACUGAGAUCGCUCCUGACUGUAACCAUCUCCUGUGGAAUUACAAACUCAAUCUGACCACAGAUCCAAAGUUUGAGUCGGUGGCCACUGAGGUCUGCAAGAGCACCAUCACUGAGAUAAAGGAGUGUAAUGAAGAAGAAAGGGGGAGGGGCUACCUGGUGUCCUGCCUGGUGGAUCACCGCGGCAACAUCAGCGAGUACCAGUGCAACCAGUACAUCACCAAGAUGACCAGCAUCGUGUUCAGCGACUACAGACUGAUCUGCGGCUUCAUGGACAAAUGCAAAGACGACAUCAACAACCUGCACUGCGGCAGCAUCAACGUGGGACAAAAGGACGUCCACUCGCAGGGAGAAGUGAUCGCCUGUCUGGAGAAGGCGUUAGUGAGGGAGGCGGAGCAAAAGGAUCAAGCCCAUCCAAUCAAAGAGGAAUGUCAGCGGGCGAUUCUGAGGGUGGCCGAGCUGUCGUCAGACGACUUUCACCUCGAUCGACACCUUUACUUCUCCUGCCGAGACGACCGCGAGAGAUUCUGUCAGAACACUCAGGCCGGAGAAGGAAAAGUCUACAAGUGUUUGUUCAAUCACAAAUUUGAAGAGGCGAUGACAGAGAAGUGCCGUGACGCUCUCACCACCCGUCAGAAGCUGAUCUCUCAGGACUACAGGGUCAGCUACUCUCUGGCUAAAGCCUGCAAGGUGGACCUGAGGAAGCAGCGCUGCAGCCUGGACACAAACCUCCCGCGAGCCCGCGAGGCCCGGCUCUCCUACCUGCUGCUGUGUCUGGAGGCUGCUGUGCACCGCGGUCGUACUGUCAGCGGAGAGUGUCAGGGGGAGAUGCUGGACUACAGGCGGAUGCUGAUGGAGGAUUUCUCUCUGAGUCCGGAGAUCGUGCUGCACUGUCGGACCGAGAUCGAGGCUCACUGCUCGGGCCUGCACCGCAAAGGACGCACGCUGCACUGCCUGAUGAGGAUCGGACGAGGAGACCGCAGCACCACCGUGGACAACGUCUGCCAAAGCGCUCUGCAAACGUUGAUCCAGUCUGCCGACCCCGGAGCAGACUACAGGAUCGACCGAGCGCUCAACGAGGCCUGUGAGUCCGUUAUCCAGACCGCCUGCAAACACAUCCGCAACGGAGACCCGAUGAUUCUGUCGUGCCUGAUGGAGCACCUUUACACGGACAAGAUGGUGGAGGAUUGUGAACACCGACUGUUGGAGCUGCAGUAUUUCAUAUCCAGAGACUGGAAACUGGACCCCAUCCUCUACAAGAAGUGUCAGGGCGACGCUGCUCGACUCUGUCACACUCGCGGCUGGAACGAAACGAGCGAGCUGAUGCCGCCGGGCGCCGUGUUCUCCUGCCUGUACCGCCACGCCUACCGCACCGAGGAGCAGGGACGCCGGCAGGUGAAUCCAGACGAGCAGUUAUCUCGGGACUGUAAGGUGGAGGUUCAGAGGAUUCUCCACCAGAGGGCGCUGGAAGUAAAGUUGGACCCUGAGCUGCAGAAACGCUGCAUGACUGACCUCGGGAAGUGGUGCAGCGAGAAGACGGACACUGGACAGGAGCUGGAGUGUCUGCAGGAUCAUCUGGAGGACUUGGUGUCCGCCUGCAGGGAGGUCGUGGGCAACCUGACGGAGCUGGAGUCAGAGGACAUCCAGAUCGACGCUCUCCUCAUCAGAGCCUGUGAACCCGUCACCCAGGCUCACUGCCAUGAUGUAGCUGAUAACCAGGUUGAUACCGGUGACCUCAUGGAGUGUUUGGUUCAGAACAAACACCAGAAGGAGAUGAACGACAAGUGUGCAGUCGGCGUCACACACUUCCAGCUGAUCCAAAUGAAGGAUUUCAGGUUCUCCUAUAAGUUCAAGAUGGCGUGUAAGGAGGACGUUCUGCGCUUGUGUCCCAACAUCAAGAAGAAGGUGGAUGUGGUGAUCUGUCUGAGCACCACAGUGAAGAACGACACGCUGCAGGACGCCAAAGAGCAGCGGGUGUCUCUGAAGUGCCGGAAACAGCUGAGAGUGGAGGAGCUGGAGAUGUCUGAAGAUAUCCGUUUGGAGCCCGAGCUGUACGACCCGUGUAAGUCCGACAUCAGCCGUCUGUGUCCAAACGUGGCUUUUGGAAACGCUCAGAUGAUCGAGUGUCUGAAGGAGCAGAAGAAGCAGCUGAGUCAGCGCUGCCAUCAGAGGAUCUUCAGGCUGCAGGAGGUGGAGAUGAGCGACCCCGAGCUCGACUAUCAGCUGAUGAGAGUCUGCAAGCAGAUGAUCAAGCGUUUCUGUACUGAAGCCGACGCCAGAAACGUCCUCCAGUGUCUGAAACAGAACAAGAACAGCGAGCUGAUGGACCCAAAGUGUAAACAGAUGAUCACCAAGAGACAGAUCACACAGAACACAGACUACAGGUUGAACCCGGUGUUGAGAAAAGCAUGUCGAGCUGACAUCCCAAAGUUCUGCCAGCCGAUCCUGAACAAGGCGAGCGAUGACAGCGAGUUGGAGGGUCAGGUCAUCGCCUGCCUCAAACUCAAAUAUGCCGACCAGAGGUUGUCUCCGGACUGUGAGGACCAGAUCAGAGUGAUUCUGCAGGAGUCAGCGCUCGACUACAGACUGGACCCACAGCUGCAGAGACACUGCACAGACGAGAUCUCCAGGCUGUGUGCGGAGGAGGCAGCGGCUCAGGAGCAGACGGGUCAGGUGGAGGAGUGUCUGAAGGUCAACUUGCUUAAAAUCAAACAGGAGGCCUGUAAAAAGGAGGUCCUGAACAUGCUGAAGGAGAGUAAAGCGGACAUCUUCGUGGACCCGGUCCUGCACACAGCCUGCGCUCUGGAUCUCAAACACCACUGUGCCGCCAUCACACCCGGCAGAGGACGACAGAUGUCGUGUCUGAUGGAGGCGUUACAAGACAAGAGAGUCCGCCUGCAGCCCGAGUGCAAGAAAAGACUUCAAGACCGCAUAGACAUGUGGAGCUACGCUGCAAAGGUGGCGCCAGCAGAGGGCUUUUCAGACCUCGCUGUCCAGGUGAUGACAUCACCCUCCAAGAACUACAUCCUCCUCAUGAUCGCACUGAGCGUGUGCAUCCUCUUUCUGGUUGGGCUGCUGUGCGGUCGGAUCACAAAGCGAGUGACGAGAGAAUUAAAGGACCGGUAGAGGACGAGCCCUCGAUAAAGACAAGACUCCUCCUCUACCUUCCUCAUCUUCUUCCCCCUCCCCCUCCUCCUCCUCCUCCUCCUUCUCUCUGAUGCCCGGUCUGUAACCAGCCAACCUGCACAGUGCCAACGCCAGCGCCCACAUCUGGAACUCUUCUGUUUAUUGGCUGCUGCUGAAUAUUUGCAUCAAAUGCAAAAUGGCCCCGAAUCCCCCACAAAUACUCCAAACCUUUCAGGGGAGUUUUGACUUUCUGAUUGGAGCCUUUGUUCCUCGAUUAUCAUCUUUGCUCCCAACAAAGUAUCCGCUUUUGCCAAUGACUUCGGUCGGGUCGAAUGUGAGGUGGUCCGGCAUCUUUUAAGUUUCUAAAUAAGCGCUGUAAAUGAAGUGACUGAGGGCUGCUGCUUCUGAGGUUAGGGUUGCUUUCCCCCUGGUUGAUCCCGAUGCUUUUUUGUGAUAUUUAAUGGAGACUGGAGCAUGAAGAGCAGCUUUUAAAGUGACUGCGGCUGCCUGAAUCGCACAAGGAGCUAAAUUAAGUCUUGAGAACUUUUAAGUUGAAUUUUGUGGUGUUUUUUUUCUUCUUCUUCUUCUUCUCCUCAUCAACCAUGAAGUCUCACCUUCUUCACUGGUGUACAAGUUUUACGUCCAAAUCGCCAAGUACGGAUCUACACGUUUGGUCCAGCUCCUCAUGUUUUGGAUUGUAAAGAUAGUUCGGAUAUUUUCACCUCGUCCUGUGUCGUCCUCUGACCCCCCCGCUCUCUGUUGCCUUUAACGAUACAACAUAACACACACAGAGGCUUCGUUUUAUAACUCAGCAACCUGCAAGUGCAGCUUUUAUUUAGUUGUUUUGUGACCGUGUAAGUUAUUAUAAUAUGGAUAUAGCAUUUAAACAUGAGACUUAUGUUGAAUACAGCUGGUGAUCUCUGCAUAUGAAGUGAAUUAUUUUGAUUUCUAUUUAUGAAUGAUGGCAUCGAAGAGCUUCAAACCCGCUCUUUAACCUGCACUCAGCUGCUCAACCAUUGAAAUGCUUUGCCUUAGGUCUGAAUAUUUUUGCUUUACUGUCAUUUGUUUUUUACUUUUUUUUUAAGGCUCAUUUAAGCUAACAAAAAUCCUGUAUGUGAACACGCUGCAGAUGAAGUGCAAACAUGAGUCCAACGACUGUCUGAGGGGGCUAAGAAGUAAAUUAAAUCACUGAAAUGGCAUUAGCCUAGCUUAGCAUAAACACUGGAAGCAGGGGGAAACAGCAAGCCAGGCUCGGUCUGAAGUAGCCACAGCUGUUUAUUCCACACAGAACAUUAUCAGCUCUUUUUUAUGUUGUUGCUAACAGCUGCUGGGAGCAGAGACUUCCUGUGGUCUGCACAGGUCAUCACACCUUCGAAAUGAAAGAAAUCAACAGGCAUAGUUGAAAAAUGAAGCCAAAGCUGAAAUGCAAAAAGAACCGCAGUUCCUUGAGUCUCCACUAGAGGCUGCCUCCAAGGGCAAGGACUUCCCAUUAGAGCAAAUAUUAAAACAUCCAUUUCAACAGCAGGAAUAAACAUGAUAACAGACUGGUUCAAGAAGCAUUGUGGACUAAAACAGCUCAAGUCUUUUUUAUUGGUAAAAACUCUACAGGGGUUUUUCCGUUUUUCCGUAAAUUUGCAUAAUUAGAGGUGUGGCUGAGUUGACUGACAGGUGGGCGUAUUGUAGCUGUUUCCCAGGAGCCUUAAGGCCCAUCUCAGCUCCACAUCCUUGUUUUUAGAUUGAACAAGAUUUGGGUAGAAUUGUGUCCACCGCCAUCAUUCAGCUGUUUAACAACAUGAUGUCACUGAGACUACGUCCGUGUUUCAAACACUGGAUAUGAAUAGAUACGACAUCUAAAACAGUUUUCUUUAAAAGUAUUGGAGGUGUUUUUUGUUCGUUGUUUGGACUGUUUCCCCCGGCCUCUGGUGUUUGCGCUAGUCUUAACUCGGCGUACACAUCCUGUCCAGCACAAAGCUUCAAACAAAUAAAACACAGAGAGCAGCUUUAGAAUAGUGGAACAGUGAGUGCGAUAAGAUCAACGUUGUUAUGAAUGAUUGUUUGGAGACAUACCAGUCUAGAGCUGACUAAAAACCAGAUGUUUAUUUUUAUGUACAUAUCACAUAAACUGUAUGUGGCUUUUGCCAGGGGAACAAAAUCUGCUGAUCAUUUUUAAAGGCUGGGUUGGUAAUUUUCAAAAACUAGCAGGAUUUCUAAAGUAGCGUUCCCUCAGUGCUCCGUCUGCACCCACCCCCCCUCCCCUCUGUGCUCCCUCUAAAGCCACGCCCCCUCACUUACAUGUACUCUGAGUGUGGGCUUGUGCACACAAGAGGUAGAGAGCGAGCAGGGAGACAGGGAGGCGUGUGAUUGGUUCAUCAGAUUGGUACCUCGUGGCAGACAUUGGUCGAAGUUUUUACAGGCUUACAACUGAUACAGAUGACGGAUUUUCUUUGUUCCUUUUUCAGAGCACCUGAGUUAUUAAUGUCUGUCAGGACCUAAAGACAAUUUCAACCAAAAUCUUAAAAAGGUGUAUCAGGACAAAAUUACCAACCCUGCCUUUAAAUGAACUCAAUAUUUAGUAAUUUAUAACAUAACAAUAAAAUGCCAUCAACUGUUUUGGAAACCCAGAUACAAAAUCCCUUGCCACAUUUUGUUCCCGACAUUCGAGCCUCAAGUGUAUUAUUGUUUUUAAAGCGAAUGAUUUGUUACUUUAAAUAUAAACUUGUUUUUUUUUUAUUUGAUUUUUUCAUCUAGUUUUUGAAUAUUUAAUUUUGCACUUUAACUUGAUGCACGUCUAACCUGCAUUGAGGUGCUUAUCUGCAAACAGCUGAUUGGACAAUUAGCCGCUCUCAUCUCGUCGAUUUGCUGCUUUUGGUUUUUAUGGUUUGGUUUUAUAUUUAUACAUGUGAAUGAUUUAAAAUCCCACUAAUGAGCAGUGUGCAGCAUGUACACAAUAAUUCCGCUGAGUAACAGAAGUUAAAGCUGAGGUUGCAGAUCAUUUCAAAGGAAACGUCUUCGACCUGACGCCAAGUCAAAACAUCUAAACAACCUUUCUGUUCCUGUAUGUGUGUUCUGACUUACGGUGUCCAAUCAGAGCGAUCAAACACAGCUGUCAUAACCUGUUUAGUACGUCGGUCUCUACGUGUACAAACUUUAUCAAUGUGCAGGUUUAUUUUCUCUUUUCAGAUUAUGCCAUGUAAUACGAAGACGUAACAGAUUCAUCAUCGUGAGAUUUGAUUUUGCUGUACAAAUACGAUUUGUCAAUUUAAUAAAACUGUCUGCAGAUUUUCAUA